UCUGUCUCGCGCUUGUGUCUGAAGCACCGUCUGAGCCUCCUCCCUCAUCUCAACAAGCAACGGCAGCACGAGAACAAUUCGAAUCGGCAAUCAUGCGGUCGCGCGGAGAAUUCACCCAUUCUCGCGCCUCCCUUCCUGAACGAGGUCCUUAAAUUACCCACGACCACUAAGGAUCUCGCCCUUUCCUUGUCCGGAUCAUGGCAUGCGCCCCAUCCCGGACUUCCACACGCGCGGCGCCGAGGCUCGAGAGCAGUGAACAUGGGAAUCAGGUCCAGAAAUGCCACUAACGGUGCCGAGGACUCGCGCGAGCAGAAGAGCGCGCUGGCCGGAGACCUGGAGCAGUGCGCGGGGCAGGAACGGGACGGCGCGCUGCUGCUCGUCGGCUCGGGCAGGGAACCUGACUUCAAACGGGGCUCGCAGAACAUCGGUCUGCUCGCCAAGACGCCACUUGGCUACACACGUCCCGUGAAGAGGAAUAAUAUCAGGAAGCGACGGAUACAGAAUCUCAUCUACGACGUGCUCGAGAGACCACGAGGAUGGGCGCUGCUGUACCACGCGUUUGUGUUUCUGAUUGUUUUGGGAUGUCUGAUUCUGUCAAUUUUAACAACGUUCAAAGAGCACGAGGAAGAUUCGGCUCACUGGCUGGUGAUUCUGGAGACAUUUACAAUCUUUAUUUUUGGAGGCGAGUUUGCAUUGAGGAUAUGGGCCGCCGGCUGCUGCUGUCGAUAUAAGGGCUGGAGAGGACGGCUCAAAUUCGCCCGCAAACCGCUGUGUGUCCUGGAUAUCUUUGUACUGAUUGCUUCGGUGCCGGUGGUUGCCGUACGAAACCAGGGAAAUGUGUUGGCCACGUCGCUGCGCAGUCUGCGCUUCCUGCAGAUCCUUCGAAUGCUACGAAUGGACCGCCGCGGAGGCACCUGGAAACUGCUGGGAUCUGCAAUAUACACACACAGCAAGGAGCUGAUCACAGCGUGGUACAUCGGCUUCCUGUCAUUGAUCCUGGCUUCCUUCCUAGUGUACCUGGUUGAGAAGGAUGAAGUUACCAUGGAGCUAACAGAUAUGGAGGGUUCCUCCCCAACACCAGCCCCGCAGGACUUUGAUACCUAUGCAGACGCCCUCUGGUGGGGACUGAUCACCUUGACAACCAUCGGUUACGGUGACAAGACCCCAAAAACGUGGGCAGGGCGUCUUUUAGCCGGGACCUUCGCUCUUAUCGGUGUGUCAUUUUUUGCUCUUCCAGCCGGUAUUCUUGGGUCUGGGUUGGCCCUGAAGGUGCAGGAACAGCACAGGCAGAAACACUUUGAGAAACGCAGAAAUCCUGCAGCUUCAUUAAUACAGGCUGCAUGGAGAUACUACUCCACCAACCCCGUCAGAGAUGAUCUCAUCGCCACAUGGAGAUUCUAUGAGACUGUGAUCUCUCUGCCAUGCUUCAGGAAGGAGCCUCUUGAGGUUAUGGCUAGUCAGAAGUUGAGUUUGUUGGAACGUGUGCGGCUGUCAACUCCGAGACCAUCGACGGUAAGGGCCCGUGUGAUGAUGCCUGCUGCCAAUCCUGAAAGUGUGUCAGGGAACUGCGGGCCAGCAGAGGCGAUUGAGGAGAGUCCAUCAAAAGAGGGCAAACCAGCAGGGUUCAGUAACAGAGAGAGAUUCAGAACUGCUUUCAGAAUGAAGGCCUACGCCCUGAGACAGAGCUCAGAGGAUACAGGUGGUUUGCCUGAUCCAACUCCUGAGGAGAAGGUCUUCCCACCGGACAUACUGCUGGAGGAGAUGAUUCCAACUCUCAAAUUAGUCAUAAGAGCACUGCGGAUCGUAAUAUUCCUGUUGAGUAAGAAGCGUUUUAAGGAGACUCUGAGGCCAUAUGAUGUAAAGGAUGUGAUUGAGCAGUAUUCUGCAGGACACCUGGACAUGCUCACCAGAAUCAAAUAUCUACAGACACGACUAGAUCUGAUACUGACACCAGGACCGCCUCUCACUCCAAAACACAAGAAACCCCAGAAACCACCAUUUCCAUACCCCACCCAGCAGUCACCUAGACAUGAGUCAUAUCUUGCCAAAGCAGGCCUGCCAGAUCCCGAAGACCAAAGCAUGAUGGGAAGAUUUGUGCGGGUUGAGAGACAGGUAGAAGACAUGGAGAAGAAACUGGAUUUCCUGGUGGAUAUGCAUAUGCAACAUGACCUCACAGGCCCCGGCCACAUGACCAUGGAGCGCUGCGACCCCACGCUGACUGUCCGCCUCGCAGGCGACCGCGUGUACUGCAGCUACGGCCCGCCGCUGCACAAUGCACCAUAUUACAUGUGCUCUGACGCACACCCACCGAGACCGACUGUCCUGCCCAUCAGCCCACUGCCAAGCCACUCCCCAUCCUCCAACGUCAGCCAAUCGGGAGGCCGCAGGGUGGGAACGCCGCUGUCGCUGUUGUCGGUCACUCACGAGGAGCUGGAACGCUCGCCCAGCGGAUUCAGCAUCUCCGCCGAGAAAGAGGAGGUCACGGGUAAGGCCUCAGGGUUAACGGCGGGGUCGAGCUGGGGCCGCGACCGCCGAUAUUUAGCCGAGGGCGAGACGGAUACGGACACUGAUCCCUUUACCCCCAGUGGACCUGUUCCACUCUCGUCCACCGGAGACGGGUUCGGCUCCGAUGGAACGUGGGGAACACCACCCUAAAGACGCACUAACACACACUCUUCAUAAUGACUACAGACUUUGUACAGCACAAAACGACAAAUAAAGACAAACAUAAUACUCAUCAUAUCUAAAUAUGUAUCCACUUCACGCUUUACCCCUGCAAAGCAAAGAGCACUGCAUGGAAUGCAUGCGUUUUAUCUCUAGUGGUAGACACUGCACUUGGCAGAACGAGACUGUGUGGUUAUAUUUGACUGGGAACUUUAAGGGAGGAGAACAAAACAGAUGCUAUGCCAUUUUUGUAAGCAUUUAUUUUUCUAUUUACACAUCUUUUCGUAUGCAUGGACUGCAUGACUCAUCCACGGAGGAGCUUAAUGUAACGUAUCGACGUCUCCGGUUUGCACUUGUUUUCGUUUCGAAUACUUCGGUUUGAGGAAGCUUCUUUCUCUGCACAUCUUGAGCUCGUUUUUAAGUUCCUUUUGCAGAUUGUAUAAACCUUUUUACUCUGGUCAGCAUGAACUGCACUCUGAGACAUCUCAUAUUUUUCAGCGAAUGCACGUCGCCACUAGCUAAGGACCAAAAACAGAGCCUCAGUUAGGAAUUCCUUAAGUGUCUGGCCUUAAUCCAACCAAUGAGCACACACCGUCUGUGAGCGGCACAAAAACUGCCAGCUCAAUGAACAUUGCCACUGUACCGUGGGACCAACUUUCCCAUGGUAACUACAGCUUCCUUAUGGAAACCCUACAUCAAUCACAUGGAUCAUUCCAGGGUAAGGGAGGGCUUGUAGUCGCUCAAUUGACAGUGAAAAAUGAUCAAACUUUACUCUUAGACAGCAGAAUUCUUUUUUAACAUUGACCAGUUUACCUAACAAUAGUUAAUACAGUAGUUACACUUACUGAAUGGUUUACUCCAAAACAAAUUCUUAGGUCUUCCAAAAGGUUUCAGCUUGAACAGAUCCUGCGUAAAUUCACUGUUCAAAUGUGAAUUUACUGUCUGUUUUUGUUGUAAAAUUAAUUUAGUUUGUAAUGUCAGUUCU
Messenger RNA from Sinocyclocheilus anshuiensis, 3649 nucleotides. RefSeq names its product potassium voltage-gated channel, KQT-like subfamily, member 3 (gene kcnq3). NCBI's taxonomy places the organism in Eukaryota, Metazoa, Chordata, Actinopteri, Cypriniformes, Cyprinidae. Gene Ontology annotation, biological process: potassium ion transmembrane transport. The record is from RefSeq and is a predicted model, not a curated record. Bases 259 to 2655 code for a protein of 798 amino acids. Gene Ontology annotation, molecular function: voltage-gated potassium channel activity. The transcript has 16 exons. Gene Ontology annotation, cellular component: voltage-gated potassium channel complex; membrane.